This is a messenger RNA of Vigna angularis (adzuki bean), 2001 nucleotides long. Its product is annotated as protein SHI RELATED SEQUENCE 1. NCBI's taxonomy places the organism in Eukaryota, Viridiplantae, Streptophyta, Magnoliopsida, Fabales, Fabaceae. The record is from RefSeq and is a predicted model, not a curated record. The transcript has 2 exons. Gene Ontology annotation, biological process: positive regulation of DNA-templated transcription. The coding region runs from base 736 to 1698 and encodes 320 amino acids. Gene Ontology annotation, molecular function: DNA-binding transcription factor activity; DNA binding. Gene Ontology annotation, cellular component: nucleus.
GGUUUGUUUUUGUGAUAGUACUCAGUUGCUAACUUAACCACACCACAGGCCACAGACACAAAAGAAGAAGUGGUCAGAACAAAAAAAAAAAGGUCUCAUAAACUCUGGCCAAGAAUCAGAGGGAGAGAGAAAACAAAUAAAGGAGAAUGGGAUUGGAAACUUAAAUUAGAGGUGCAGCACACAGAACAGCACAGCAGAGAAGGCAUGGCGGCGUUUGCAGUGCUGUAAAUCGCGCUUUUGUGAUUGUGGCUUCGCUCUAAUUUAUUAAUGCACCUUGGCACUGGCCGAGGGAGAAUGAGUUGAGGGCGCGAUUAACGCUGCCCCGACACUGUUCCUCCUCUGUCCUCCACCAACAACCCUUCAAAUCAAUUCUCUCUUUAACCACCCACCCCACAACACCUAUUACUACUACUUCUAUCACUUAACCCAUACCCAGAAAAAUCAAGAGAGAGAAACACAGCACAAGCAUACAAAAACCUAAAAUUUUUAACUGAAAAAAAAAAAAAAAAAAUACAAAACAAAAGAUCCCUAGUGGUUGUGUAGUUCUCUCUCACCUCUCUCCCAAAUUGAGAACACAAUUAAUUGAAGCAGAAUUCAUUGUCGCGGAUUGGAGUAUUUUAGUAAUUAAUUAUUUAUAUUUAUAGUUGUGUGUAGAGAGGGUUGUUUGGUUGGAGAUCGAGGUACUGUUCUUGAUAUGGAUUUUCGAAGGACAGAAGCAGUAGAGGAGGCAGAAGAAUGGCGGGUUUAUUCUCACUAGGAGGUAGAGGGAACAACAACAACGAAGAGGAAAUUCCUCCCCCUCCUGAUACCCUAUACUGGUAUAACAACAAGAAUGAUGAUGUUUCUUCUUAUCACCGAGGAGGUGGCUUUGAGCUAUGGAACCAACAGCAGUUACAACAGCAACAACAACACUUUAUGGGUCAGGGUCCUCCACAACCACGGCCUCUCUUUCACCAAGAUCUAUACUCCGCCUUGGGUGUUGGACCCAGCAGACCCAUAUCCGACGAUCAGUCAUCGUCAAGAUCCAGCUUCAUGGUGGGAGGAAGCGGGAGUGGAAGCGGUGGAAUUAGCUGUCAGGACUGUGGGAACCAAGCUAAAAAGGAUUGCCCUCACAUGCGGUGCAGAACAUGCUGCAAGAGCCGGGGCUUCGAUUGCCAGACCCAUGUCAAGAGCACAUGGGUCCCCGCUUCACGCCGCCGCGAGAGACAGCAGCAACUCUCUGCGUUGCAACAAAACAUGGAAACUUCUGGAGACCUUCCCAGAAGGCAGAGAGAAAGAGAUCAUAAUAACCCCACUUCCUCUUCUCCUCUUGCUUGCACUCGCUUGCCUUCUAAUCCCUCCUCUUCAGGGUUAGAGGAGGUGAAUUUCCCGGCGGUGGUGAGAUCUUCUGCGGAGUUCAGGUGCGUACGUGUGAGCUCGAUAGAUGAGGCGGAAGAGGAGUAUGCGUACUCAACUGCUGUCAACAUAGGAGGGCAUGUGUUCAAAGGGAUUUUAUAUGACUAUGGUCCGGAAGGUAACAGUAACUUCUUGGGUGGUGCUGGGGAAAGCUCGUCCACUGGUGUUGGAGGUUUGAACCUCACUACUGGUGCCGUUGUCUCAGAGCCACUCCUUGAUCCUUCUUCUUCCUUGUAUCCAGCUCCUCUUAACACCUUCAUGCCUGGUAGUGGUACGCAAUUCUUCCCUCACCCACGAUCUUGAACAAACAAAAGCCAAAACAAAGCAAACAAACAGAAUUUUUAUGUUGUUUUUAUGUUUUAAUUUACUGCAUCUUCACUCGCCAACUUCGGUUUUUUAACUAUUUAUGAUCAUCUUGUAGUCUGAAAUUGAUGCUCAUUCAUUCCAAUAGGCUGAGAAUGAGAAAAAAAAGUGAAAAGAAAAGAAAAUGCAGACCUGUCGCGUUUUGUUUUUUAUGCAAAUGCAAAUCAUCAAUGCUUAAUUAGUCUGAUAAUGUAUCAUUCUUGGUAAUUAAGGAUAUACAAGUAGAUAGCUAAUGAUAUUUCA